AUGAAACUCUCCCUCGCUGUUGGAGCCACCCUUCUGGGUGCUGCUCUGGCGGAUAUCGAUCCCAUCGUUAUCAAGGGCUCAAAAUUCUUCUACUCCGGCAACAACACUCAAUUCUAUAUUCGCGGCAUUGCCUAUCAGCAGGAAUAUUCGAGCAAUGGAACCACCGACGGCAGCAACACCUACAAGGACCCCCUCGCCGAUGCUACUGCCUGCGAGCGUGACGUUCCCAUCAUGCAGGAGCUGAACACCAACACCAUCCGAGUCUACGCCAUCGACCCGACGGCUGACCACAAGAAGUGCAUGCAGCUGCUGUCCGACGCUGGCAUCUACGUGAUCUCGGACCUGUCGUCUCCGUCGCAGUCCAUCGACCGCAACGAUCCCAGAUGGGAGGUCUCGCUGUACAACCGCUACACCAGUGUGAUCGACGAGAUGGCCCAGUAUAACAACACGCUGGGCUUCUUUGCAGGUAACGAAGUGUCCAACAAUGUCAAGACGACCGAUGCCAGUGCAUUCGUCAAGGCCGCCGUCCGGGAUAUGAAGGCGUACAUCAAGCGGAAGAACUACCGUUCUAUGGGUGUUGGAUACGCCACCAACGACGAUUCGUCCAUCCGGGUACAUAUGGCUAACUACUUCAACUGCGAGAGCGACGAGGACAGCAUUGAUUUCUGGGGAUAUAACAUCUAUUCCUGGUGUGGUGACUCUACCUACCAGGAGUCUGGGUAUAAGGACCGCACUGACGAGUUCCGCAACUACUCGGUGCCCGUCUUCUUUGCUGAGUACGGCUGUAACUCCGUCUCGCCUCGGAAGUUCACCGAAGUCAAGGCGCUGUUCGGGGACAAGAUGAACGACGUGUGGUCUGGUGGUAUUGUCUACAUGUAUUUCCAGGAGGCCAACGAUUAUGGCCUUGUUUCUGUCGUCGACAGCACCAGCGUCAGCAAGCUGAAGGACUUUACCUAUUACUCGAGCCAGAUUGCCAGCGCCACUCCUUCGGGCACAAACAAGGCAUCCUACACGCCCACCAACUCGGCGUUGCAGAGCUGUCCCGCCGUCAGCACCGCUUGGAAGGCCACUCAGACUCCUCUCCCCCCUACCCCUAACGAGGAGCUCUGCAACUGCAUGGACGCCUCCGCCGGCUGCGUCGUCAAGGACUCCCUCUCUAGCUCCAAGUACUCCGACCUGUUCGGCGUGGUCUGCGGAUACACCGACUGCGACGGACUCACUGCCAACGCCACGACCGGCAAGUACGGCGCCUACGGCAUGUGCAACUCGAAGCAGCAGCUGAACUUCGCCCUGAACAAGUAUUACGCCGAACAGAGCUCGGCGGCCUCGGCCUGCAGCUUUGGCGGAUCGGCCACCACGACCUCAGCCGCCAGCAAGACCGGCAGCUGCAAAUCUCUGAUGAGCCAGGCGGGCACUGCUGGCACCGGAACGGUCACUUCGCAGCCCACCGCGACCGCCGGCUCGGGAUCCUCCGAGGCGUCUGCCAGUGCGUCCGGGUCGACCGGUGCGGCGCCCACGACGGCCGGUACUGCCGUUGCGGUUGGAUCUUUCCAGCUUGGUUUGUACGCCGUCCUGGCUGUGUUGACGGCCGCGACUAUGGUGCUGCUCUAG
This is a messenger RNA of Aspergillus steynii IBT 23096, 1611 nucleotides long. Its product is annotated as glycoside hydrolase family 72 protein. NCBI's taxonomy places the organism in Eukaryota, Fungi, Ascomycota, Eurotiomycetes, Eurotiales, Aspergillaceae. The coding region runs from base 1 to 1611 and encodes 536 amino acids. Gene Ontology annotation, molecular function: 1,3-beta-glucanosyltransferase activity. Gene Ontology annotation, cellular component: fungal-type cell wall; cytoplasm. The record is from RefSeq and is a predicted model, not a curated record. Gene Ontology annotation, biological process: fungal-type cell wall (1->3)-beta-D-glucan biosynthetic process. The transcript has 5 exons.